GACAAGGGUUUGAACUCCAGACUGGGUGUGUAAUCUGUUUGCCCAUGAACUAAAGCAGGAAGCAACCCAAUGAGUGACUCUCAUUUCAUGUUCUUUCUCUGAUGUGGAACUCCCAGACUCUGUGAGCUGUAGUUCCAGUUACUGUGAGAGAUUUGGUUUUAUUCCCGAUCAUCUGGUCUGAGGGAGAGAGGGGGCCUCUGAUGUGGACUGAAGACACUCUCUGUGAGUAUGCAGACUCUAAUGUUGGACUUAUUGCUCAUUUCUAACUGAGGACUGAAAAUGUUGGUGCUCUGAAUGAACUUUUUAAGGUUUGAAAAACAAAACUGUGGCCUGAACAGGGUCAGUCUGGGCCUGAUUCCAGUUCAGGACACAGGGUUAGAUAAGGGUUCCUCACAGGCUGCUGCUCUGUCAGAAACACUUUCACUUUCAGAUAUUUAAGGGGAUUUUUGCUGGACUCUGAGUCCUUUUUUAACAGAUCAGAGUUUUUGUUUUGAGUCUAGAGAAAAGUUUAAAUAUCAGUUUUUCUUCUGGGUCAAAUGACAGAAAGUCUUUGUUCAUCCUCCCCGUAUUUCAUGUUAUUAUUGAAAGUCUGAACAGAUACAGUAGGUCAGCUCUGAAUCUGAAUCUUCUGCAGAGGAUCUUAAACUCUGAAUUACAGUUUUUUACAAUUGGCCUAACACAGACUCCAAUACUUCUGAAAACAUUUCCAAAACUGCUCACACACCAACACACCUACAACACACAACUGACAAACCAGCUAACUUCAUUCUCAAAAGCUCUCACUAUAAACUAAACACCUGCACUAGUUUUCAAAAUGCAAGAAUACACCAACACUAUACACAAGAUCAACCAAACACCAACACCAAUUCUCUUCCAUCAGAAACCUGUAGUCAGUCAUUUACAGAAACUGCGAGAUGUUUCAGAAGUCUGCCUCUGUGAUACAUGAAUGCUGUAUGUUUAGAAUUAUUUGUAUAUAUUGUGUCAAGCUUUUCAAAUCGUUAAGAAAACCAAAAACUUCUUAAAAGAAAGAAAAGAGCAGAAGUUCUCUUUUAUCUCUGAGCUUUCCUGAUCUCUGUAUUUUUUCUGUUUUCCCAUGCUGUCUUUGUUUUAGAUUCAUUUCAAUAUUCAGGUGAUGUCUUCCCACCAAAUCUCUGGUCUUGAGAAAUGGGGCUCAACGCUGGACUUUGGUCACUGUGGAUGGUAUUCAUGCAUGUUUUAAUUUCCUUUUCAGAAGUUCAGUGGUCUUAUUAUUAUUCCUCCACACGAUGCUGUCUUUUACUGACUGCACCAUCCUCAAGAAGCAACAUUGGAGUUAUCUUUGGCUAACACUGAAUUAAUGGUUCUGAAUUUGGGGAAGCUUGAUACAGGAUCUGCCAUAGCACCUGAACAUAUUGAGUCAACAAAUACUCCCAUGAAGAGGAGGUCUAGCUCUAAUUUUCAUGACCACAUGUUAAUCAUGUUUCCCCCCUACAAACCUUCUUCCAAAUACUGGUCAAGGAGGUCCCCUGUAGUGCUGGGUUGAUGGUGUCAGGCAGUAAAAAGAAUGUGAAAACUUAGCAUCAUCCACUGGACUGCUUUUCCAAACAGUUAGACAUAAAAAGGGAAACUUCACAGUAAAUUUGUGAAUAUAUUAAAAACCUCUUUAUCACACUCACCAUCACUGGAAUAUUUAUGAUGUUUCUCUCUGUCUCUUCACAGACUUGUGUGGUGCAAAUAUCCGCAGUUCAACCUCUCACCUGUAGCUGGACAGAGUAUCAGGUUGGAAAUAAAUGCUGUGUCAUGUGUGGUGAAGGUAAGACCUGCUAUACAAAAUAUUGACUGACUGAAGGUUUAUUCCAGCUGUUUGAUCACAGUCAGUAUUGUCAUUGGUUGUAUUUGGAAGAUACUUUAAUGCACUAGACCUCUUUCUGCAACAAUCAGGAACUGACAUUAGUGCACAAUACUGAUGAGUGUUGUAACAGCACAGGUAAAUAUAUUCUUAAGUCUUUAUCUUCAGUCCAAAUUGACUGAGCCGCUUGAAGCACAGCGUGUGGUGAAGAAGAGGGGUGAAGGGACGUGGCUAACUUCUAAGGUUUUGAAAGAAAAAAAAACAAUACAUGAAAUUUUCAUCAAAACACUAAAUGUACAGAUCUCAACUGAUAACUGAAGAAGCCUAGAGAUUUACAUUCCUUCUCUUAUACUGCAGAGGGUUGUGCAGGGGCUCAUCAUAUUAUCCUUCUCUAUUUUGGGUCAGUGUGUGUCUGAGAGAUUCUUAAUCCAUUUUGUUAAGAUUUUAACAGUGGGCCCAGAAAUAGUGUCUUACAUUUAGGACUUUGAAGCCUCCAUGUUGUUUAGGUAAUCAUAAUGUUUUCAGUCCAAUCCUCAAUCACCUUAGCUGCCAUCUUCAUUUAAAAUAAGCUUUUAAAUUUAUCAAUUUAGAAUUUAGGGAUGUCAGAGGGAAACAUCUGAUAUACAUAUGAAGCUUAGCAAGUUUAUUCAUGCAUACACUUUCAGUGCACCCAUACAGAGUUGUCUUUUUCUCAACAGGACAGCAUGUAAAGACCAACUGCAAAGAGGGCAUAUCUACAUCCUGCAAACCGUGCACAGAGGGAACCUACAUGAAUAAACGCAAUGGACUCAGAUAUUGUUUCCCAUGCACUAAAUGUGAAGAGGGUAAGUUUAUUCCCAUAUUUUAAAAUUCAUGUUUAUUUAUGUUUUCUUAAACUCAAAGAAGCUCAGAUUGAAGAUCAGCGUGUCUCUAUUAUCACAUUAAUCAAUAACACUCAACUCAUUGUGUACAAAUGUUUCUAUGUGUUUGCAGAUUCUGGUCUGAGGAUAAAAAGAGCGUGCACAAGAACAUCAGACUCAGUCUGUGAACCAGUGGAUGGAUUUUACUGUUCAGAGUCUGGAGAAAAUGGCUGUCUGUUUGCACAGAAACAUUCAGUCUGCAAACCAGGACACUUCAUCAGUCAGAACGGUUGGUUUGAUGAGCUGAAAAUAAGAAUAUUCAGUUUACUCUUUAAAUCUAUACUCAUGUGGACUGAUGAGGAACCAUAUGAGCCUUUAGUGGGAAAAUGGUUUGCUACUGUAGUCUGAAAAACAUGGUUCAAAUAUCAGAGUCUGAGCCUCAGAGGACUUAAAGUAUAAUAAAUAUAGUUUCCAUUAAAGAUCAAGUUUGUCCCCUCAGACACCCUGUGAGGUCUGAGUUAAACCUGCACAUUAAACACUGCUGUAGCUCUCAGCCUGUGAAAUGAUCCAAACAGAGGUGAAACUCUCCAUCUGUCUCUGAACUACAGCGCUGGUUUGAGGGCUCUUUGCUCAAAUAAAAGGUGACCAGGACCGAGGAGAGUCAUUCAUUUGGAAUAUUAUAGACUUUGUUCUUACUGUCAAUAUAUUUUCACAUUUUAAAUUUAAUUAAUUUUGUUACAGGAAAAAGCAAUGCUGGCCUAAAAACAUAAAUGGUCUAAAAGAUCAUUUUUGACAUUAUUGUUAAUUGGCUUUAAAACCUGCAGAUGAAGUUAAGCUAAGACCAUUUAGACAAUUUUAUUUUGUAAAUGUAAAUUUCAUCUCUUUUCACUCUCAGAGAAGGUUAGCAUUCACAUUUCUGAGGCUUAAACUAAGACCACAACAAACCUCUUUGACACAAAUACAUGUCUCUGGAUUUAGAUGAAAGGGUCUACUUUAAAAACUAACCCUCCUGUCUGUGUUUGUGCAGGAAGCUCUGUGUCAGACACUGUCUGCUCUCCCUGCUCUGCUGGAUCAUUUUCAGACGGGAUGUUUUCAUCUUGUCGUCCACACACAAAGUGAGUGAAGCUUCACAUCAGACAUGGACACACCUGAAUUCUUCUUCCUGCAGCAGAGAAUUCAUCAGAUCCUCCAGAUGUUCCUCUAAGAAAUGUCCCUCUAUCAUUACAGAUGUGAAGACCUGGACCUGCUGUUGCUGGAACCAGGUACUGAGUCAGCUGAUGCUCAGUGUGGAGGACACCAUUCACACAGGACUGCAGUGAUGGCCAGUGGAGUUGUUGUGCUUUUUUCGGUUGUUUUAUCUGCACUAGGAGGGUGGUGCUGCCGACAGAGGAGAGGGAAAUACUUAAACAAAGGUAAAGUUUUAAGCUGUGACAAUAUAAUAUAAACAUGAGCUUUUAUUCAUAUUUAUUCAUAUCUCUGAGUUUUUAAUCAUUACUGACCUUUAAUUUCAGGAAAAAACAGAGAAGCAGAAAAAAUUGAAGGAUCAGAAAAAAACAGAGGAGCAGAAAAAACAGGAACAGAAAAUGCAGAGGUGGUAUGUUUUAAACUUUCUCUGCUGUCAGUUUAUUUCAUUGUUCAAUAGCAAAAUGAGUUUACUCACUCACAAACAUUUCUUCUGAAGGUGCAAAACCAUUUAAAUGAAAAACUACUGCCGGAUUUCAGACAGAUCACAACUGCAGAAGGUGAGACAGCAAUGUAUUUCAUUAAAAUGUUGACUGACUGGGAUUAACUCUGAUAUUUCUUCACAAAUAAGUUUAAAUAAGUAUUUUUUAUUUUUUAUUUUUUUUUUGGACACUGCAGAGAAAAUGUCCUCCAGGAUAUAGGUUCUGACCUGCUGAAUUCUGCUGAACCUGAUGAGAAAACCAUUCAAACAGACCUCUGAAGGUGUGCUGAGGUAUCUGGAACCAUGAUAUCUGCAGGAGAUCCUUUUAGUCCUGGAAUUUGAGAGGUGGAGCCUCCAGGGAUCAUAAGUUUUUCAGCUCAUCCUUUAGAUGAUGGACUGAAAUCUAAAGGAGACCAAGUUCAUGCUACCACGUUCAUCCAUAUUACCUUCUUCCAUUAUUCCAUUUGUUUACUUGCUGCUGAACAGAUCCUGCCCACUGACUGGUGACACUGUGAGGAGAUGAUGUCAUCCACCUCUCUUACAAGUGGGUCUAACAAUAUGGUUGCAUCAGUCUGGGUUCACAGAGUUCUGAAUGUGAGGAAAUUGGAACCACAUUGUAGCAGCUAAGUCUACACUGUAAGCUACUGAGAUGCUUGACCCAGAGUAACCCGGCUGACGCGCCCUGCUACUGGUUUCAUACACUACCAUGGGUAUAUGAUGAUCAGUAAUAGCCUGGAUGCUGCUCCUCUAAUGCAGCGAACAAGAAUUUAUUGUGAUGAACAUUGCCAGAGUCAAUUAGCAAUUCCCAUCGAACAACACUAAGUGCACAAAGGAAAGCGCUGUCAUUUAGCACCACAACGAUCAAAGACCUUUCUGCCUUUCCGGGGGCAAUCGCCUGCCAACAACAGUGAUCUAACUACCUUUAACCUGAGCCCCAGACAACAGGACAGCGCCCCCAAGGCACAAAAGUGAACUGCAAUUCAUUUUUGGUUAUCACAGCCACAUAUUUGUCUCCUACACACAUUGAUAGACAAUAUGUGGUAUUAACUUUCGAUUAGUGUUACAGCUGGCUCAAAUACUGUACACAAUAGGGGACACAACACAAAAGGUUUAAGUUUGCAUUUAAUUUAAUUCAAGCAAUAAACAGAAAUGGAUGCCAAACCCUCAAACAAACCAAGAAGUGCUGCUGCUGUCAGGUGGAAGGAGAAAGUGAGAAGGUUAGUGAGUCUUGCCUAAAUAUACUCAGCCUUUAUUGAUCCCCUGUGUCUCCAACUGGGAACAAGCAGGCCAGAAAACAACACAGGGAACAUGCUCACUAAAACAGGAAGAAACCUUAAUGUAACACUAAUUUACAAUAUAAAAAUAACCUGACAGACAGACGUUCUGCUGAUCUGCUUCUUUCAUAAAGUAUUAAAAUUUUUUUACUUAAGUAGAAAUACAAAUACCUCAUGAAUUACCAGCACUUUUAAGAUUUGCAUAUGAUUAUUUGCAUUUUAAAACUUCUCAUCAGCCAAAGCGCCGAGCCAAAAAACAUCUUAAAACAGCUUAGAAUGUAUGAUUAUGUACUGUAUGUUGAUGUGUGUUUGCUGUGUGUAAAUAUUUUCAAAUAAAAGAUAAAAAAGAAACUCUUCUUCUGUUUUCGCUGACUUAACACAUUCAGACACUGAAAUCCUCCAGACAGCUUUGGACCAAAACUGAAACAGUUUCUCAAUCAAACCGAAAAGCUUUGACAAUAAUAAAUUUUUCUGCAGGAGUUAAAGUGACUGUAAUUAACUGUCUGACCACAAACUGUGAACUUCUACAACAACCAACUCUGCAACACUGAGUGAUUAGAUCUUCACAUAUUAUCAGUUUAAGGUGCAGUACAGAGCAAACAUGGUGACCCUGGCCUGAAUGUAUUAGAGGAGGAAAAACCAUGAGCCCCAGAGAAGAGGAAAAAAAAGAUUCAUCAAAGUUUAUUAUCCACUCUUGAAAUCACUGAUCAUACUGAACAAAUUUUUAUAUGCAAUAAUUUAAAACCAAUCACAGAGAUUAUUCUUAUGAAACAGUUUGAUAACUAGAAUAACCUUCAAAUGAGAGAGAAGACUGUCUGCUUCUUUUUGUGAUCUGGACUAACUCCUUCUCCUCUCGAUCAAACACCUAAAAAGUAUUGAUAUCAACACUGCAUAUAAAAAUACUAGAAUAGAUCAAACGUUCACGUUAUCUUGCUUUUCAUUCUAUCUUCCACCAGGGGGCACCAAGCACCCAAUCUGACAGAGUUCACGUGAGGUAACAUAGACGUGUGUCAGCAUGUCAGGUUAUCCACCCUGAGAGAGAUGCACAAUUUUUUAAAAUCAAUGUAUUUCUUCUUAUGUCCAACACUUUUUGUUGCAUUAUCGUUGUAUUAAAAGUGCUUUAUAAAUAAUGUCUGAUUGAUUGAUUGAUUGAUUGAUUCUUUCCCAUCAGUUCAUAAAACAGACCUCAUUAUUCACAUUUUUUUCCUCUCAAAUCUGCAAAAAUCAUCUCUCUUAUUCUGAAAAGCAGGACAGAACCUUUUUAUUUACAGAAAUGUUAUCCUUUAAUCCUGAAUUAUUUACCUAGUUAACUCAGAAAAAAAUCCUCUUCCAUAUAAUCGAUUUUAUCCAGACAGUCUGUGUUAUUCACAGACACAGUGCGGUUUUCUCUUUUACUUCUGAAGUGACUCAUGCCACUGUAGUUUCCUCUUUCAUCACACUCACAGUUUGAAGUUUUGGCUGGAGAGCUCCACGUGUUUUCAGCGAUUAGCAACGCUGUGAUGGUGAGCUGCUGUUGUUACCCCAGCCCGCAAGGGGGUCCUAGAGUGAUCCAUCUCCCCCUCACACUGACUAAUGUCUGAAUGCAGCUGUUUCUUCUAAAACGUGGAGAUGCCGGGGAUUGAACCCGGGGCCUCAUACAUGCAAAGCAUGCGCUCUACCACUGAGCUACAUCCCCAUGCCCUUGUUACUCAAUCAGUUUAAUAAAAUCUGUACACAGACCAUGCGCUGUAAGUCUUGAGUGAGUUUUUUGAGUAAUAAUCUCACUAGUGUGGAAAUAAAAAGCAGAAUGAUCAUCAGUUCAUAUUUCCACUUUUAUAGCAGGGAAAACAACAUCUGUCAAUUUACUCAGCUGCGCCCCCACCUGUCCUCACUGAGUCUUCUUUCUCUCCAAACCAGUCCAGACAGAGCAGACAGCCCUAAAAGAAUCAGAUCAUGUAGGACACAGAGGAACGCUGCAUGAUCCCCAUACCCUAUUUUUUGCAGACUUGAUUCAAUGACUUUUAUUACUUUCUAAGACCCCGCAGAAACUCUUGUAAAUCUCUGUUUCAGCUCAAAUCACCAGAGAAGGUCGAGUCUUGCUUUAACCUCUGAUAAGGUUGGUAAUAUUUCCCUGACAAUCUAUGAAGCACCCUGAGAGACAGGGUUUCGGUCUGGUAGGCCUUCAUGCCUUUUGUCUCACAGUGCAUUUGUUUUCUCAGCUAAACUAGAGACAGAGAAGAAGAAGAGAGAGCAUUAGCAGACCUGAGGAGGAAGUUUGGUGGGUAUGUGGUGGAGUUUUGUUCCCACAGCAGGGGAAGGUGCCACAAUGAGCAUAAACGUUCACACUUUGUUCCAUCUGCAAAUGUGUGUGUGUGUGUGUGUGUAGAGGUGUGAUUUUGUCUCAUAUCGAAAGUAAGUUCGUGAUGAAGUUGUCCUGAGGUGACGCAGAGUUAAGAUGUAGGCACAGGUAUUGUUACAGGUUUUUUCCCACAGCCUUUACAGGUCUAAAACGGUUCUCAGGCUGUGAGGAGAAAAGCUGUUGUCUCUCCUCUUUUUGUCCCCUUGCAGGAAAACUUAUCUCAUACCUGCAGCAGUCUGUGAUUUGCAUGUUUACAGAGUUUCUGUGUAUAAAUUGAUCAUCACAUGCAGACUCUCUGCUCUUCAGGUGUUUCAUCCUUUUCUAGAGGCUCAAAACUAAGAAUGCGGAGAAAACCUGUCGGAUUUGUGUCUGGCUCAUUAUGUUCUGUGACGUCCAGAGAAGAUGAAGUCCUUCAGCACUUUGUGUUUUGUUAAUUGCUGUUAGCUAAGAGUGAACAGGUAAUUUCACCUGUCUGCCUUUUUGCACAGUCAGUGAACAGAGGAUAACUUUAUUUUCUGACACGAUAUGACGUUGUAAAUGAGGUGUCACAUUUGCUGCCAUUUAAUGUAAUCAAAGCGAGUCUCUAUGAGAAGGAAACAGGAAAUCUUCAGCACAUUUUACAGCAAGCAAAGCAUGCAAAUAAGUAAGUAGAGCGAGAUGAAAACAGUUUCCUAUAACUCAGCUCUGAAUUCUCACACCUAUGGACGAAAGUGAAAGCUGUUCCAACCUGUAGAUUUAGCUAAGCUGUUUUAACCUUUCCCGAAGUUAUUUUUGUCUGUCCUUUGAAAAGGUUUCAGUCAAAAAUACCUGACCCCAAAGUGUUAAGGUCACUGGAACUUUAUGACAAAGGUGAAGGUGGGGGUGUUGACAGUUAGAGUGAAGGGACUGACAGUUUGAUCUGGGGUGCGACAAUGAUGCUUAAAUUGAUUAAUGUUCAUUUAAUUGUGGACAUCUACAGAAAGGAAACGGACCACUUUAAAAAAAUAGAAAUUAAAAAUAAGAGCUGAAUAUUUUCUAAAGGUUGCUUUGUCUCUCUGAAUUCUGAGUUUCAAAUUAAAAUUCAACGUUUUAUAAGAAUUCUGACUUUCAACACAGAAUUUUGAGAUUAAAGUCAAAAUUAUUUUUUAUGAGAAAAAAGGCUUAUAAGGCAUUUCUGACCUUACUUUCCAACAUUUUGUUGUGGGCCCUGUUAAUCUCUAUCCACAAGUUCUACAGAAAAUGUUUGACUGAUGAUUUUCAGUCUAAGAAAUGUUCUGGCUGUUUACUGAGCAGGAGAAACAGUCUGUAUGGAGAGCAAAAGCAGGAGGAACACAGUCCAUUAUGAUGACCUCCAGCUCCCAUGGUUGGAAAUCAAAGGAGGAUUUCUGUCAACAGACAUCUGCAUGAAGGUUAGCUAAGACUCAAACAUUUAUAUUGAGACACUAAUGUGACUGAUGCUGAGUCACUACAGGCAAUCAGAGUUUAGAUUUCCUGACUUCCCUGAAUGCAUCAGAAAUGAUAGAUCUGACCUCCAUUCAACAAACAAACUUGUUCAAAGUAGUUUUCUUCUCCUCUUAAGGACAGACCUGACAAAGCUGGACUCUGGACUUAUCUUCAUCAUGAUGAUGUUAUUUCAUCAAACUGAAGACCUGUUAAUGAGGAGAAACAUCACAAGAACAUCAGUUUCUGCUUCAGGCUCCUGUACUGCUGUCCAGGUGAUAUAAUGGGCCAAAAAAACGACAGCACUGAUGUUACAGAUGUAAUCAGAGCCCAGAAAGGGAGUCUUUAAUCAGUCAUAUUUUUUGGCAUUAUGUGCCUUUAUUACAGUGGACAACAACCAAAGAGAGACAGGAAAUGGGAGCAGAGAGCAGGAAGAGAUGUGCAACAAGCAUUGUGGCAAGGGAUUGGUGACAAGUACUGUUUUCUCUAUACGUGGAUGCUUGGACCUCUAGGACAUCAGGUACGGGAUUCUUCGCUGGCAAUUUUGUGCAAAACUCCCGGCUUUUGCCUGAUGAUGACUGCUGAUGGACUCUAAGAUUGAUGGUGAGGUCUGCUGCCCUUUUCUGGUCCCCCAGGAAAACCUCCAAAGCCCAGGAGGCCUGAUCGGAUACUAAAACUCCCUCAGACAUCCUCAGCAAGUCCACUCCAGCCACGUCUACCUGUGGUCUCAUCUUCUGUCUCUAUCAGGAGCUCAGGUCAGGGUUCUAGGUAGGGAACAAACAACAGAGAGGUUUUCAAGUACUUUGCCAGAUUUGUAAAGAAAUAAAACCAAAAGAGAGGAAGUCUACAGUUUCUCAUGAUUGUCACAUUCACUUUUGAAAUCACAAAGAAGUGGGAGUCAACAUUCAACACUUGGAUAGUGUUCACAAGGAAACAUCAUCUUUCAGUUCAGUUCAUUUAAUUUCACUUCAUGAAACAAGUUUAUAACACCCACCAGAAUAAAGUCCUGCUACCAAUCAGGUAUAAUCUGACAACAGUUUAUAUUUCUAUGUCCGAACAACUGCAGAAAUCUGCAGAGAAAUACAGUCCUGGUUUAAAACACUUGGUCUCAGUUCAUUCCCCUGCAUUUCUCCUCAGUAAAGAAAGUUAGGGGACUUUUCUUAUGACGUAGGGAGGAAAUCCUGGCCUUUGAGUGUCUGCAUGAAGAAUCUGGGAGGUGUUUUCAUUUGACUCCGGAGGCCAAUUGUUUGUCAGACACUCCCAAAAUUAAUAUCCUGUAGGAACACACCAUUACAUCUGGUCAGCUUGUUUCAGAACUUAUUCUAAAACAAAGAUCUCAAAUAGAGUCUGAUCCUCUGAGGCUGCGUUUCUCAGAAUAUCAGGGAGAGUCUAUUUGGCUAAAUAUCAAAGAUCAUGAGGUCAGGCUCAGGUGGUGAGGACAGAGGGGCGGCUUAGGGCUGUGGGCCGAAUGCUUUACAUUUUUGAGAUAUCAUGAGCUCUGUUUCAUUCCCCAUGUGUCUCUUUGACUGAAACACCAGCUCACUGCAGCAAAUGUUUUACUUCAACUGGAGGUUCAUAUCAAGCCCAACCCAUAACUGAAAACAGACGACACGCCUCAGUUUCCUCCAAACAUGGAAAAGUGAAGCUGAUAUACCCUCGCCAUGGGUACUGACAUGCUUGUUGGUGGAGAAAGGUAUGCACAAAAGGCGUGAGCUGGUGGAGCUGCUGGAUUGAUGCCACACUCCCUACUCUGUUAGAAUAAGCAAAUAACUUGUGGAUAAGAGGUCAAGGCUCCCCAGUCCAGCAGAACAGGCUUCUGUGUGGGUUUGAAGCAGACACUCAUAGUUAUGGAAAGUUUAAUGGCUUUUUAUCAGUGUUUUUUUUUUAUCGUUUUCCUGUUUUGUCCUUGGAUGAGCUCGAGUGCAACUGUUGCACUCUAACUCAGCCUGCAGAAACAGUCACACCAUGUCUUGUCUUUCUGUUGCCUCUGCAAAGUAGCUGACAACGGGUUAGGGUGUCACUGCUGUUAGCAGUUUUUUUCUGCUGGUUAGAUUGGGUGUGAAACUCAUUUCACAAACAAGUUCACUGACAAGUCAAUACAUGCUCGAGGUGGAUCAUCAUUUAGAAAUCAAGCUUUCAAAACAGCAUCUCAGCAGUCGUCACAUGCUCCAAAUUUUUAGCCAAACUUAAUCUCUAGUGACUCCAGCUGCAGUCAUGUUGAAAUAUCUGCAAAAACAGACUUAUGUUGCUCACUGAGAGAAAGCGGCUCAAGGAGAUACAGGCAGAGACCUACAAUUUGGGAGUACACCACCCUGAACAUCGGUAUUCAAGGCUUCCAGACCCUUCUGAAUGUGGCUCUGUGUGUGAUAUUAGUCACAGGCAUGGAGCCAGACUGACCACGUCUUUGCUCUGCUCCUAUUCAAUGCCCCCUCUCUCAUAGUCGCCUGACCACUCACUUCACUCGCUCCACCCCACAUAGCUGUCAGCAGGUCACCAGUCUAUAUCCUGCAACCCCAUCCACUAGAGCUCGCAACCACUGAUUUAAAAAGUUGCUAUUAGUCAGUUUACCUUUUUUAGACCACUCAGGGUUUUUAAUUUCAGCCUGUUUCAUAAUCUUAAAAAGAUUUGUCACAGUUUCUCUUCACGGUGAUCACUUUUUCAUGAGUUUAGCCAGAAAAAUCAUCUCAUUUCACAGACAGUCAGACUGUGAUGAAGUAGAGACGGUGAGGCUGAUUCAUACUGGAUUCCUGCACUUGAUGAUCUGAGUCAGAAAAUGUGCAUUUUAAAUUUCCACAUCACAGUAACAUGACUAAUAUUACAGGAAUGUAAUGCUAAAGUUUGGUAAAAAAGUUCAGCUUUAGUCAAUAAAUGUCAAAGCUCCUGUGAGCAGAGUUUUCACAUCAGUGAAAUAGACUGAAAUUCAUAUUUGAUGUCUUUUUAAGAUGUACAAAAACAAACAAGACCAUCAACAAGAGGACUGAUGAUUUUAUAUUGUGAUUUCAAAGUCUGAAAUCUACAGGAGGGGGUAGGUGUCAGCUGGGCAGUUGAAGAAACAGCCUGGUUUUCACAUUUACCACAUUUGAUAUUCACAAUUAAUGAUAAUUUUGUCUAAUAAACAAUGUAAACUGACAAGAAAGGCCAGGAAUGCUUUGUCCACAGGGGUGCAGAAAUCUGCAGAAACAAAAGUUCCUUACAGGAGCUUAAAGAAAUCUGUUUAGUAAAUUUGAGGAACACCUUUAACAAUAAUGUGACACCAAUGUAAAUCCCAGAGUUUGUGAAAUAGCAUAACAAUAAAGUUUUUCUCCCCCCUCCAGCCUGGAAAAGGUCUGAACUUUGUCUCCUUGUAAAAUUUUCUCAUCUUGGCACAAAAAUCAAAUAGUAAUAAUCAAGGUUAAUGAUUUGUGUCAGAUCACAUGAAAAAUGUCACUCUGAAGCACAAAAACUGAUAAUCAGGUGUUAGAGAAUAUAAUCUGUGAUUUUUUCCUCAGUGGAUUCCUGUUAGAAAGCGACAUAAAUGUUGUGCUUCUUGAAAAUUUGAAGUCGUUCAAUCACAUCACCAACAUGGCACCAAAGAUCAAAUCCUCACCUGUUCGAUUCUUGACUGUUACAUGAAGUACUAAUGUGGAUUGUUAGAGUGUUUGCCAAAUAAGGCCAAGUCCAAUUGUAGUCCACGUUCAGCACUUUCAAAAUGCUGUUGACCUUCUAUUUUUAAGGAUAUGAGACUAAAACCCCCACUUUGGAAAGAGGAUUUGAAAAUGGGUAUAGGUUCAGGAUGACCUGACAUGCUGACACAAGGGUCACGAGCAUAGUUAAUCAGGCGUCAGUCUGUGGAAGUGCUAAAAACUGCUAAAAACUGAUGGCACUCACUAUACAGGGAGUGAAUUUCUUUAACAGGUUUAUUUUGAAGAUAUCAAGGUUAAAGGUAGGGUAGGCAGGAAUCUGUUAAAUAAGAAUCUUUUUUUGUGGUGUAUAUACAAAAAAGCUUUUAAUAUCAGUCAAUAGCUAUUAGUCAUUGAUGACAUUUGGUAAUAUAACAAUAUCGCUGUGUUCUCUUAUGUCUGUGUAGUCAACAUUUUAUAACUUUUGAGCGGGCCGCUCUUUCUGACUGUAAACAAAGCCGUUCUCCACCUCCCCGACCUGAUUGGUUGUGAG
Messenger RNA from Xyrichtys novacula (pearly razorfish), 13513 nucleotides. NCBI's taxonomy places the organism in Eukaryota, Metazoa, Chordata, Actinopteri, Labriformes, Labridae. The record is from the annotation of a GenBank genome assembly.